CUGCGUGAUUAAAAAAUUGUAUAGAAAGUCUCAUGAAGGAAGUAGACCCUAUUAGAGUAGGCCUGGUAGUAGAAGUAGUGUUUGUGAGGAUGAGGGAAUGUAGGGAGGAAGUGGGAGGCUUGAUAGAAGUAUAUUAAGCUGGGCUGCUGAAUGAAGCUUUCCAUUUCUUCGCUUAACAGGAAGGUUGAGCAAGAGACAGUCAGCCGAGAUGUCAGGAGGUGGGGGCGCCAUCCCUAGAAAGACCCUGACGCUCGACGAUCUUAUCGAGGCCCUGGACAAGUGUGAGAGGGCGCCGAGCAAUGUCCCGAAGGUUGAUACAUUCCAUUUUAAAGGGGAGCGGGUGUCCGAUUGGCUGGACCUGGUUGAGCAGGCGCUGGUGGGACUGGCAGACGAGGUAAUAUUUCAGCGGAUUAUGAGAUACGUCCUCCAUAGCCACCAUCAGGAAGUGAGCAAGGUUGUGGACGCCGCCGAAGACAGUUGGGAAAGGUUUAAGGAAGGGAUGUUGAGGAAGCACAGGCUGGGGGACGGCCUGUUGACUAUGGCUGACUUGGAAGCCAUGAAUAAGGAUGACUUUUCCACGAUCGGGGCGUUCGUGCACGAGUUCAAGAAGAAGGCAAGGAAGGUGCACGGGAUUUCUGAAGAGGCGCAAUGUGCCAUCUUCUUGGGUUUGCUUACUGGCACGGAGGCUUCGGAACUGACGAGUCACGGAGGGGGAAGUGAGAAGCUCACCUGGGCCACUAUCGAUAAAGGAGUGGAAGAGGGGAGUUUGGACCAGGUGGAGCAGCACCAGAUGCGGCUACAGAGGCAAAAAAGAAAGGAAAGGGACGCCACCGCAUCUGGGACCCCAGGGGUAAAGAGGAUCGUUACAGAGGUGCUGGCAGCGUUGGGCUAUGAUAAUGGGGCAGAGGUGCAGAAAAAGGGGGUGACUGUGACCCAAUGUCGGAUAUCAUGGGCAGCGGAUGAGGAGGUCGGACGCGAGGACUACGGUGGGGAGGAAACGGGCUCCCAGUAUUUACAGCGGCUGAAUGCCGUGACAGUGCGGGAUGCAGGAGGAUUGCCGAACACGGACGCACUGUCAGAGUCAUGCGCGGGGAGGCCUAUAAUUUCGCUUAUAGACCUCUACUCUGGGUAUGACCAAUUCCCUGUGUACCCACCAGACAGGCCUGUGACGGCGAUGCACACGCCCAGAGGGCUAAUUCAUAUGAAUGUAGCCCCUCAAGGCUGGACGAAUGCAGUGGCGAUGGUGCAAAGGCAUAUGAUUAGAGCCAUGCAGACGGUCAGCCCACACAUCACCCAGCCCUAUAUUGACGACUUGGCGGUCAAAGGUCCAAAGAAAAGGGAAGAAGAUGAAGUGAUGUCUGGGGUAAGGCGGUUUGUUUUGAAGCAUGUCCAAGACCUUGCUCAGGUCUUGAGCUUGCUGGAAGAGUACAACCUUACGGCGAGUGGCCCGAAGUCCAAGCAUUGUAUGAGGGAGGCGACCAUCCUAGGUUUCGUCUGUAAUGAGAAUGGCCGAAGGCCUAAUGUGAAGAAGACAGACAAAAUCGUGGAGUGGCCAGUACCCUUCCGCUCAAUCACGGAGGUAAGGAGCUUCCUCGACACUUGUGGGUUUUGGAGGAGUUUUGUAAAGAACUUUGCCGCCAAGACGGAGCACUUAAGGAAGCUCGUACGUCAGGACCAGGAAUGGGUUUGGGGUGGAGAUCAGGAGUCGGCUGUGAAGCAGAUGAAGGCAGAGUUUAAAGAAGGAGGCCUGGUGUUGGGGACGCCAAAUUACGAGGUCACUGAGGAGAAGCCAUUCAUCAUCGAGACGGACUCGGGACCUACUGCCUUGGGAGGAGUUCUGAUCCAGGCGGAUGCCGAGGGGAAGGAGAGGCCGCUGAGAUUUGAGAGUCGGACUCUUAAUACGACUGAGAGGAACUACUCUCAGUUUAAGAAGGAGACGCUCGCGGUACUCCAUUGUCUGAGGAUCUUUCGGAACUACGUUUUCGGCAGGAGGUUUGUACUAAGGGUGGACCCCACUGCGCUCGCCUGUUCCCUGAAGAACUAUACCCCAUCGGACCCAACCGUCGCGAGAUGGUUGACUUACUUUUGGAUGUUUAACUUUGAGCUGGAGAGGAUUCCGGGGGACAAGAACAGGGCAGAUGGGCUGAGCCGCAUCAACUGGGAUGAAUCGGAUCAGAAAUCGAUAGAAGACACUCCGCCAGUUGAUGGGUUCUUGGAUCAGGAAGAGGAUGUCCGCCUUCAUAUAAAUGAAUGUCCUUGCGGCUUGGCGGAGGAAGUGAGGACGAUAGAGGAAGGCCCAACUCAGGUAGAGGAGCAUGAGCAGUUGAUGGGAGGAAUGUACCUGCUCACUAACACACUUCUGCAGGGAGAUUUUGAUCGGAAGAACUCUUUUAGUCCUAUGGAAAGGGAGGACGUCAUUCCUGAGAGUCGGGAUGAUGAGUUCGAGGAAGGAGAGAUCAAGGAAGUCUUUCGGGCAGAAGAGUAUGAUGGGAUUUACCUGGAGCUAGGGCUACUCCUGUCCUGUGAGAUGAGGGAUAGAGACGCGAGUGCCAAAGCGAAGAAGAUGAAGCACCUCUACGUAGUAAGAGAUGGCCAUUUGUUCAUAAAGCGACAGGUCGGGAAUCCCAAAAGAAUUGUAUGUGGGAGGAACUGGCAGAUCGAUAUUAUAGCAUCCCUACACGAUGGUAUAGCAGGGGGGCACAGAGGGAUAGGUGCCACGUGCGCAAAGAUAAGCGAAUUGUACCAUUGGGAUGGGAUGCUGACUAUGGUUAUCAAGUACUGCCAGUCUUGUGUACCCUGUCAGGAGAGGUCGGCGCAAAGACCAAGGGAGCCCCUGCACCCAAGGCUGGAGAAGGAAGUGCGUGCAGUCGUACACCUAGACCUGCUUUUCAUGCUAGCUGGGGAGAAUGGAUGUAACUACAUCUUCGAUGCACGGGAUAACCUUACUGCUGUGUAACUGAUUGAACGCGCCGAACGCGCGUUUACGUUCAAACGCGCGCGUUCAUACCCCGCA
This is a messenger RNA of Chara braunii, 3013 nucleotides long. The record is from the annotation of a GenBank genome assembly. Lineage: Eukaryota; Viridiplantae; Streptophyta; Charophyceae; Charales; Characeae.